Molecule: messenger RNA, 3589 nt
Organism: Amoebophrya sp. A25
Lineage: Eukaryota; Dinophyceae; Syndiniales; Amoebophryaceae
Source: the annotation of a GenBank genome assembly
AUGUCGGUACCACUCGGACGUGGUCUUUCCGGCGUGUCUCUUGUGACCAAGGACGCCCUGAAGUGGGAAGCGCAAAAACCGCGCGACGGAUGCAUCAAAUCAAAAACAAAAGAGUUUUUGCCUACAGUCUCUGCUGCAGCCUUUACUGGAACCAUGCGCGUUACCAAAAAGACACAGAAGCGUGGAGGUAUUAUUGAUCAUGCGGAUUAGUGGCUUAGGGUUUGACAGCGCAAAAACCACAGGGCUGUGAUAGAGGGGUGUUAGGGAUGCACUCGACAUGUAAGAUUCAUUGCGGUGACUUUAAUACAAGUUUUGACUUUAAGCGGAUGCCAAUACUCUUCACUCAGAAUCCGCUUGUUCAUUCAUUUGUCUUAGUUGUGGAACAAAAGAUAGAAGUACCUUUAUGAUGAAGUUUUCUCAGCUUGUUGUGGAAAAAAAGUGUUUCUCUUAUUACUUUUCCACAGGUCACGUGCCCCCGCUGCACUGGUCGAUCGCCGAAGAAGUAGGUGCGAAUCCUCCUGCCGUUGACGUGCUUGCGUCGCCUCGCACGGUCUUUGAUGAUCACCACGCUACAGCUGGCUCCACCCUUCGGCAGGCUAGUAGUCAUGGCGCAAGUCAAAGUCAAGCUCAACGUACUAGGUCUCCGUCCCGCACCACAGGAGCACUGCUGAUUCCGUUAGAGAAUGGAGCGCCCGAAAAGCGAAAGAUCAUGACGAUGACACUGGAGGAGGUUUUUGAACAUACAGCGUAUGGAGUUGCUUCGCAUCCGCGGCAGCAGCACGGACCAAUUCUCUUAGAGAGUUCAAACUCGAAGGCGAUCGGGAAUGAAAAUGGCCAUGAACAGGACUUUGGCAAUGUUGAGGAUAAAACAUCGAGAGGAGAAGUGUCUCCAAGCGGUCGCAUGUAUUCGAGCCAGUACGGAGCCGGGACAUCGUCACCCUGCUUCCAGCUCUCGCCCCGAGGCCAUAUGGCAGUUACGUUUUAUACCAGACGAGCCGAUGGCAGCAAUGGACAAGGAGGCGCGCAAAGUGGGCGGGCAUCACGACAGCAAGGUCGACGUACUAUUCCUCGUGAAAUAAAGCGUCUUUUUGGUCUACGACAACUCCUUACUCUGGGUAAUGGUGUAGAAGCUGCGGACGGAGAAGUCCGACCCUCUUCGGAUCGCAAUAGCCUGAGCACGGCGGUAUCUGCCACCACUUCGCCAGUCUCUGGACGCAAACUCCACUCUUCAUCAUCGUCUAGAAUUAACCCCACGAAUACGGGAAUAAAGACAUCUUUUAGUUUACCAAAAAUCGUGCAUGGGAAACCUCGCAGCCACGUGGCGCAGCUACUGGCCGAGCAUGGUCUUCAUUUGCCGGGCUCUAAGCUGCAAGGCGUAACUGACCGGAAGACCGCGAAACAUGGUCACAAUACUCAUAAUACUGCUAGUAAGACUAUGGCAGGGACAAUGAGGCGUAACUCUGCCGGUGGUUCGCGAUUCCACAAUUUGGCACCACUCGCCGGCCGAGAUUUUGGUGCGAAAAUUGAGACUGCAGCGAAGAUAGAGGCGGGAGAGUCCAUUUUGCGUCGCGAGGACUUGAUUAGUAAAAGAUACAUCGCGCGCCAUUUUUUCGGUGCAAGCUACGAAAAUGAAACCUUUUAUGGCGGAGGAGAGUCAAACAUGCGAGAACAAGGUGAAGGAAUCCUGCCUACCAAUUACAUGCCAACACAACUACAGCCAGAUCUGUCCGACGUGAAGCUUAUCCACGACACUCCGGACGUCUUAUUUCGCGAUCCGGCUGCAGCCUGGAAAUGGUGGGUGAUGGAGGAAGUCGUUAAUCCUGCACUAAAUGUACAAGCGGCAUCUGCUUCGCAUGGGAUGAAGAAAACUAAUUCGUCCCGACUUCCUUUGGGUCGUGGAAGCAAACACGAAACGGGUGUGUGUCGUCCAGAUCGAGAGGUUUUUGGCUUCUUGAAAAUGCUAGCCGAGUAUUUUCUGAUGGACCCAACGGUACCAGUUUCGUUUCCGCAGCGUCCAUUGGCCGGGUUGUGUGGCGCCUUGUGCAACAAGGGAAAUACUUUGCAGCCGGAGUUUGACCUGGGGGUGUCGACAGAGCAGUGCCUCGCGAUCUCUGGACUCGCCGAAAGUGUGCGUUUGCUCGCGAAAAAAGGUCGUAACCGCGAUCUACAGUUUGUGGCGCAAGUUCUGAAGCUCUCAUGCAUCAAGCUCACGAAGACUCGCGCUGCUGCAUCCUCGUCUUCUGUUAGUAAGACGAGGAGUACGUCGACGCAAAAGAACCAUAUGAACUCAACAUCAUCUUCCACUUCUUACAGCAAAUCUUCCAGUACCACUCCGGCUGCGGCCUCAAACAAGAUAAAAGCUGAUGAGACGAAAGGAGAGGACUCACGAUUCGUGCAUGACACAAUGAUCUGGGACGCGAUGGAGGAAUUGGGGUCGUCUGUGGUGCACGACCCGACAAAUCCCCAAUUCGCAUACUUGCCUCUCCAACUGAACGUACCGCGUAUACUUGGCUGUUGCGCCAACCUGGCAGCGGGUGUCCGCGGAGAGCGCGACGCUGCCCGCUCUGCUUUGCAGGAUUACAGCAAGUGUCCGGGAACAGCACAGCGAAAAGCAAGCACAAACGGCGAAGAGCGUAGGCGAAUUUUGGAUAGUGACUCACUAACUGUCAUCUCUAGUCUUCUUGCGACUGCGGCGCGUAAAGCGGAGGAGAUUUUUGGCGGGCCAGGCGCUUUGAAGAGCAAGGUAAUAGACAUUUUCAAACAUAGGUAGAUCGAAACGUACUUCAUACAUUUUUAUAAAUAGCUAGUUCUAAGCUUGCUGUUUACUUUCAGUUAUUUACACUUCCGGUUGUAAUGUGCAAUUUGUCCUAGCAAACUCGAUUCCUCUUCCGAAUAUCUUCCUCAGGUGUGGAAGCCUGCCCUCGACGAAAUUUUUUACUUGCUGAUGGCACCGGAGCAACCGGGCUUCGUGUUGCGUGCAGAGUUGCGGCAGCUCUGCCUCCUGCGCACUGCGCCAAGCGACGGCCCCUACCUUGUGGAGGGACUGCUGCUCGGGCCGCCCACAGUUACGGUCGAGGGAGACGCCCCGGAAGAAGGCAAGCAAGGAUUGGUAAAACUGCACGGAGAGGAACAUGCAUCGGCCGCUUCUGGAAAAUUGUUGAGUUAUGUCGAAUGGGCGGCAGCUCUCUCUCAGGCAGAAAAACAGUACUCGCCAGCAGUGCUUCUCUCAGAAGUCGAAUUUCUGCGGAAGAAAGCCGUUGAACAUUACUAUUAAGCACGAAAUUCGAUUUUAUAGCUUAAGCUGUCAUUCAUUUGUUAAAAGCGCGAAGCGUCAGGUGAAGAUAUCAAAGUCGCUUUGCAACUGCACUUUAAUGUUUUUCCUGAUCGAAUGCCUAGAACCAUAACUAGUCGUUUGAUUUUUUAAUAGGUUCUUGGUUCCCAUCUUCAGUGGAGUUGAUCUUUAGUCAUGGCACUCGACUGUCUGACGUUGUGCUCGUACAUUAAACACGUUCCAAAUUUAUUACUCUUUUUUUGCCUGAUUCGUUGGUUCUUGCAACGAAGACUUUGCAACAAAUCUGAGAACAAAACG